AUGGAAAUACCGACAGAUAUAUCGAAUUGGGUUAUCGAUGCACGACAAAGGCUUUCUGAAGCCGAAAUAAUUUGUGGCAGGGCUAAUGAGCACUUAUUGUCAUCUACGGAACGGCUCUCCAAACGAGACAACCAGCUCCCUAAGUUGGUGUACCUGUUCGACUCCACAAAGCAACAGUUGAGGCUUCUGGGAAUUCUCAAGGACUCGCUGGUGUUGGUAUUGCAGCAAUUGAUGGAAAGGAAGAGUGCGAUCAGCAAUAAGCUUAAAAGAGAUGCUGCUAGACUCACAAAUAUAGUCCACUCUUUGAAGACUGUGAAGGUUGAGGCCAGUUUCAAACAUUCCGGCACAACGGGCACGUUGUUUGACUUCAUUUCUGACGAGGACAUACAAAAUAUGGUGAAUGAUAUCGAGGUAAUUCUGGAACAGAACGACGUUCUGUCAAACGGAGGACGUACUGAUAUACUACUCCAAAGCUUCAAUACGGAUAUCGAUUCGUUCCAGCAUGACCUGGACUCUUUACACAAACUGUUCAUGACCUCGGCCUCUUUACCUUGGUCACGUAAACAGAAGGACCCUCAAAAUGUGAGUUUGGAUAAAGAUGCUGACAGUAUCAACCAGCUGCUCCAAAUGAAUAGUGAGCUCGAGCUGGAUAUGGUGUCUCUUCUGAAAAGUCUGUCAAAUCACUACGACCAGUGCUCAAAGGGGAGCGUUCUGCUUAAAUCGCCGCAAGUUCCUCAGCAGGAGAAACAGGAAUUGUUCGCAGUUUUACAGAAUGAUGUUAACGAGCUUCCUUCGGUACUGGAUAUCCUGGAGGACGAUAGGGCCCAGAUAUCCCAGAACUGUGAAUACAUACUGAACAUUUGCGAGCAAUCGGAAAAGUUCAACUCAAAAGUGCAGGAGUACGUGCAGAGUCUGGAGUCUUUUGGGAAAAAUAAACUGCAGGCCCAUUACAUGAAAGAUUUCAGGGCAGGCGUUCAGCCCAUAAGAGCCAACAUCAAACGAGCGGAAGAGUUCCACAAACAGGUGCUGGAUUUGAUAGAUUAUUAUACGAAUUUUGUGAGAUCGUAUAACUCUUUGGUGUUGGAGAUCGACAGACGACAUCAUGUUAAUAACAGGAUUGCAGAGCUGGUGAAAUCGCUCCAAAGCUCUAUUAGUCAAAUCGAAGAGGACGACUCGAAAGCGAGGGAGGACUUUCUGUUACGAAAUGCAGAUUAUCUACCCCAAAACAUCAUUGAUCCAAUUGGAAACACUCCGAGCAGUCAUAUAUUGUUCAAUGCUUUGCCAAUGGUGACCCUGGAGUUCGAGAAGGAGCUUUUGCCAGAUAUUAGCACUGAAACGGUGAGUAAUGCCAGGAUGUUGCUGAAAAAGCCGUGA
Messenger RNA from Kuraishia capsulata CBS 1993, 1374 nucleotides. RefSeq lists its product as uncharacterized. Gene Ontology annotation, biological process: autophagosome assembly; autophagy of mitochondrion; piecemeal microautophagy of the nucleus. Gene Ontology annotation, molecular function: molecular adaptor activity; protein kinase activator activity. The coding region runs from base 1 to 1374 and encodes 457 amino acids. The transcript has a single exon. The record is from RefSeq and is a predicted model, not a curated record. NCBI's taxonomy places the organism in Eukaryota, Fungi, Ascomycota, Pichiomycetes, Pichiales, Pichiaceae. Gene Ontology annotation, cellular component: Atg1/ULK1 kinase complex; phagophore assembly site.